AUGAUGGGAUUUUCAACUCGAUCCCUCGCUUAUUUUUUGGCGGGUUGCCUUCAUCUUGUUACGGCUUCUCCUUUGUACGGUAAUCCCGAAACCAUGGAACCAUCUUCACAAAUACUCGAGAAGCGCUCUACUGAUGUCUUCGAUAAAGUCAUUGAUACCUCUGAUCCGAUUGCUUUGUUCGGCUCUGCAAACCAUCCUUUGACACCUGCUGGUGUGUCCGAAAAUGGAAUGCCCAUCGAAACAAACAAAUUCUAUGACAACCUUUUGCUUGGCUCCAGAACCUCCUUCCUCUAUGCUGACCCAUACCGUUAUUGGUGGCAGUCUUCCAACACUCAAUCUGGCUUAUGUAUUGGCCAUACCGAUGAGAACCAACGGGUCUUCGACUGGGGUAGCGCCGUUCCCAAUUUCUAUUUCAACCCAAUUGGUCUUUGUUCUUUGGGUUUUGGUGCUUCUGGAAUGACCGAAGCCAUUGCCCCCGAGGUCGACGAAGUCGAUCAAAUGUCCGCUCGUGUCAACUUCAACUGGGGUUCUUCUUCCAUGAAGAUCUCUUUAGUCGAAGGUUUGGCUUUUACCACUGCUGAGUACUCCAAUGCAGUUCCGGAGAUUUUUACCUCUACCUUCUUUAUGAAUGGUAUCCAAUCGGUUUCUGGAUCUUCUGCCUCUCAAAAAUACAAAAUCACUUUGUCCGACGGCCAUAUUUGGCUCAUUUAUGUGUUUGGUGACCAACUUACUUUGAAACCUAACGGAAACCAAGUCCUCGUUGGCUCAAACUCCUUUACUGGUUAUAUUCAAAUUGCAAAGAUUCCCUCGGGUGAUACCAAAGCUGAGUCCGUAUACGAUAAGUAUGCUGGCACUUAUGUUACUGGUAUUUCUGUUUCUGGUAAUGUUGAUGGCGAUACAGGUUACUACACCUUCACCUUGAAGACUUCCGGUCAGGGUUCCGGUGUACCUUUACAUUUCUUGUUGCCUCACCAAAUGGACUCGCUUUCCUCGGGUGCAUCCUCUACCGAACUAUCCUUAGUUUCCUUGGUUAGCGGCUACGCUACAGCUGUUGCCGGUAACUCCAUUACUUUUGCUGAUACCGUUCCUAGCGAUAUUCACUUCUUGCCCUGGUCACCUGAAGGUAAAAAGGUGGGUUAUUCAACUGAUGCACUCAAUAACAUUAAGGCUGCUGCAACUCAAGAGGUAAACGGUAAUAUGGAUGCUGACAGUAAUUUGGACUCUAUGUAUUAUAGUGGUAAAGUUCUUGCCAAAUAUGCAAUGCUUUGUCUUACAGUCAACGACAUCCUGAAUGACAAGGAGAUGAGCAACACCUGUGUUAAAAAACUAGAAAGUGCCAUGGCUCGCUUCGUUGAUAACAAGCAAAUUAAUCCUUUGGUUUAUGAUUCUACUUGGAAAGGUGUAAUCAGCAAAGCUGGUCUUUCUGGUUAUGCUAUGGCGGAUUUUGGAAACACUUAUUACAACGAUCACCACUUCCACUAUGGCUAUUUCGUUCUUACAGCCGCCGUUAUUGCUCAUAUCGACCCUAACUGGAUAAAUGUUGGUAAUAACAAGAAAUAUGUUAAUUCUCUUAUUCGUGAUGUUUCUAAUCCCACCAGCAAUGAUCCCCAUUUCCCUGUUCAAAGAAUGUUUGAUUUUUACCACGGCCAUUCCUGGGCUGGAGGUCUUUUCGAGUCAAAUGAUGGCAAGGACGAAGAAUCUACCUCAGAGGAUUACAAUUUCUUUUAUGGUAUGAAGUUAUGGGGUGAAGUUACCGGUGAUGAUGCUAUGGUGGAUCGUGCAAAUAUUAUUUUAUCUGUUUUAAAGCGUUCACUUAAUAAGUACAUAUACUAUUCGGAAGGAAAUGUUCAACCUAAAUCUAUGCAACCUAAUUAUGUGGCCGGUAUUACCUUCAUGAACAAAAUCACCCACGUUACUUAUUUCGGUACUAAUCCUGAAUUCGUUCAGGGUAUUCAUAUGCUUCCAGUUACUCCUAUUUCCGCCUAUAUUCGAGAACAAUCAUUUGUUAGAGACGAAUGGAACAAUAUGCUUCUCAAUGCUCUUGGUGCAGCUGUUCCUUCUUGGAGAACCUUGUUGUAUGCUGAUUAUGCUAUCGUAGAUCCAUGGACCAGUUACAACUAUUUUGCUACUCCUGCUUUCCAACCCAGUUGGUUAGAUGUCGGUGCUUCUCGUGCUUGGUAUUUAGCAUUUUCCGCUGGUCUGGAUGGAAGAAAUGCUGUUUACUAUCCCACGAACCCAGAUGGUUCUAAUUCCGGUUCCUCUUCCUCUUCGUCUUCUUCUUCUUCCCCUUCCCCUUCCACUUCCUCUCCCUCUUCCCCUUCAACUUUAACUUCAAUUUCAUCUUAUGUGACCACUACAACUACUUCUGUUUUUCCGGAUUUGAAGCCCACUAUCGUACCUACGUCUACCUCUUCAUCAAGCUCGGGCCAGAAGACUUGUAAUAUGGCUGUGUACGAUCCUUCUACAACCGUUUGCGACGAGAACGUCCUUUGUCCCAUUGUGAAUGGCGUACCAUACUCGAAUUGCAAUGGUGCCUGCUAUAAUCCUAAAGAAUACGGUUGUUACAAAAACACAAUAAGCCCGAAUAUAAAUCCUACGAGUUAUGUGUCAUCUCCUGUCAGUACAACAGAUCCCAUUUCUAAUACUGCUACUAAAACCGGUUCAACUUCUUCACCCAAACCUACUUCUGGAAUGCAAAAAUGCGGAGAUACCACGUACGAUGCUAGUGCUAUUACUUGUUAUUUCAAUGACAUUCUUUGCCCUAUUGUCGAGGGAAAUGUUUAUGAAGUAUGCAAUGGUUCUUGCUACGAUCCCUCCAUGUAUAGCUGCGACAAUGGUUCUGUGUCUCAUAAAGGUAGUUCGAAAUCUUCUACGUCUGCUAAGUCGGCUUAUACCUCUCCCAGUACUACUCCUACUUCUAAAUCUUCUACGUCUGCUAGCUCGACUUCUGCCCCUUCCAGUGUUACUCCUACUUCUCAACCUUCUACGCAUGCUAUUGCUCAAUGUGGCUUGGCCUGGUACAAUACUAAGAGCUAUAUAUGUUAUGGUAACUUGUUGUGUCCCAUUAUCGGUGAUAAAACAAUGCAACCUUGUGGUAAUGCAUGCUAUGAUUCCGAUGCUUACGAAUGCCUAGGUGGUAAACUUAUCACUAAGUAA
This is a messenger RNA of Schizosaccharomyces osmophilus, 3156 nucleotides long. RefSeq names its product cell septum surface endo-1,3-beta-glucanase Eng1 (gene eng1). The coding region runs from base 1 to 3156 and encodes 1051 amino acids. Gene Ontology annotation, molecular function: carbohydrate binding; endo-1,3(4)-beta-glucanase activity; glucan endo-1,3-beta-D-glucosidase activity. Gene Ontology annotation, cellular component: cell surface. The transcript has a single exon. The record is from RefSeq and is a predicted model, not a curated record. NCBI's taxonomy places the organism in Eukaryota, Fungi, Ascomycota, Schizosaccharomycetes, Schizosaccharomycetales, Schizosaccharomycetaceae.